Messenger RNA from Daldinia decipiens, 2677 nucleotides. Its product is annotated as ferric reductase NAD binding domain-containing protein. The record is from RefSeq and is a predicted model, not a curated record. Gene Ontology annotation, cellular component: plasma membrane. Bases 684 to 2438 code for a protein of 584 amino acids. NCBI's taxonomy places the organism in Eukaryota, Fungi, Ascomycota, Sordariomycetes, Xylariales, Hypoxylaceae. Gene Ontology annotation, molecular function: ferric-chelate reductase activity. The transcript is spliced from 2 exons. Gene Ontology annotation, biological process: iron ion transport; copper ion import; intracellular iron ion homeostasis.
CUACCUAGGCCCUGCACGGGUAAUUCUUACCUUCAAUUAUAGACUGACCUCCUUAUUCUUCCUCAUUCAUAUAUUUCAUGCAAAUGGGCACUGCUCUCUCUUAGGUCUUCCACACCCUGUGGCCUUAAUCCUUCUGGUCCUUUCUUCACAGACCCAUUCUGCAUCCCCAACUUUUAAUUCUUCAACCAGAAUUGGGCGAGUGUAACGUCGACCUACUUCGUUCAUUUACAAUAGUACCCUUGCAAGCCUUUUGCAGGCAUUCUUCUAGGUCGCAUCCUUCGAGGCUCUUUAGUCAACCGUUUUCCACCUUGGGCCAGACCCCCGAAGACACACUCCCAUUUAAGUAUUCGUCUUCCCUCUCCACCUUGGCAAGUGACAAAAACUUGACCUGGAGUCACCUAGACUACAGCCUUGAAGACGACUUAGGCCGCCUUCAAUAUAACUUCCUGACAGCAGGCUGUUAAUUGCCCUUCGUUCAUUCCUCCUUGGGCUAUUCAAGUUGACCUUGUUUGGCCAUUACAUAUUCCAACUAGGUCUCAUAACCAACCUCCUGAGAUCACUCAACAUUCCUUGCUUUUACUGAUGACGAUUUUCUGAACCGAGGUUCCUAUUUCAAUUCAAUUCUAAACUUUGAUUAGUUUAGCUGGUAUACUUCCGACGACAACAUCAAUCCGGCUUUUAUCAUGGCUGGAGGAGGACAGGCAGAAGCUGCUGGUGAGGGGCAGGCUGCAGGAUGGACGCCCGCGAUGGAAAACGAAUCUUUAUCUAACUAUCUACUGGUUGUUUGUGCCGCUCUCUCUUUGGGUCUCAUAAUAUGGCGCAUUACAACGGCAUUACAAAAGUAUGUCCGAACCGUUACGAGUUUAACAAACGACACGCAGCGAUACUUUGCACGCCCGUCUACGAAAUUCGCCUGGAUCAAGAAGAAUCUCUUAUAUGCCCCCAUGUUUAGGAAACGACAUAACCGAGAAUUUCAGCUGAGCAGCGCCAUCAAUGUUGGUACCCUGCCCACUCGGUUCCAGUUCCUCUUUCUAGUGGGAUACUUCGCAACCAACAUUGCCUUUUGUGUCAUCCACAUUCCCUUCGCCGAGAGCUUCGCGGAUGCGUGUAAGCAGUUGAGGAACCGAAGUGGAACGUUGGCAGUAGCCAACAUGAUUCCCUUGUUUCUCAUGGCUAGCAGGAACAACCCUCUCAUCCCCCUACUCGGCAUGUCAUUUGACACUUUCAACCUAAUGCAUCGUUGGUUUGGCCGUAUCGUAGCAUUGGAAGCAGUGUGCCAUACGUUCUCUUUCUGGGCUGCGUCAGCCGCAACUGGUGGGUGGUCAAAGGUACUGACUACUACCGUCACAGUCCCAUUCCUGCUAUUCGGCUUCCUUGCCACCAUUGCCUUUGUGGUGAUAUUGUUUCAAGCUUCGAGCAUCGCUAGACACGCGUACUACGAGUCCUUUAAGCUUCUGCACAUCGGUCUCGCUGCGCUUGCGGUUGCGGGCCUUUGGUACCACCUUGACUUGAAGCAAGUCUCCGCGAUCAAGUGGUUGAUUCCGGUUAUUCCCUUGUGGGCUGGCGACAGGCUGAUCCGGGUUAUGCGUAUUAUUUACCACAACUUCGGUCGGGGAGGGACCAAGACGCUUAUCGAGGCGCUCCCUGGCAAUGCCGUCCGUCUGACGGUGACAAUGGCCCGCCCUUGGGCUUUCAAGCCGGGCCAGCAUGCAUACUUAUAUAUGCCAACCAUCAGUUUCUGGCAGUCCCAUCCAUUCUCCCUGGCUUGGAGCGAGGAGGCCGAAGAGUUGAGCUCGGAUAAGUUGGCUAUGAACCGACAAGACGUGCUUGCCAUGCGCAAGACCACCAUGUCCUUCAUCAUUCGAGGACGGUCAGGAAUGACACACAAUUUAUACCAAAGGGCUGCAGCGCAACCUGAUGGCCGGCUUAUGACAACAUGUCUCGUCGAAGGACCGUAUGGUGGCGAGCAUUUGAUGCACUCCUACGGCACGGUGAUGCUUUUUGCUGGUGGUGUAGGUAUUACUCACGCAGUCCCCCACGUCCGAGACCUUGUUGCAGGUUUCGCAAAUGGCACGGUAGCCACGCGAAAAGUGGUGUUGGUAUGGAUUAUUCAGAGCCCUGAGCAUCUCGAAUGGAUUCGACCGUGGAUGACAGAGAUCCUAGCUAUGGAUAGACGGCGUGACGUGCUGCGGAUUAUGCUAUUCGUCAGUAGACCACGCUCGACAAAGGAAAUACACAGCCCUUCGUCGACAGUCCAAAUGUUCCCUGGCAGGCCCAACAUUGAGACCUUAAUCGGCAUGGAGGCAGAGCAGCAAGUCGGGACAAUGGGCGUGACGGUUUGCGGACCUGGUGCCCUCAGUGACGAAGUCAGACUAGCGAUUCGUCGCAAGCAGUACAACACGUCGAUCGACUUCAUCGAGGAGGCCUUUUCGUGGUAGACAGCUAAUAAGUCACCGCUAUUGCUCAGGUUACUUGGAAAUCAAGUGGACUGGGCGGGGAGGGCGUCCAGAUUUAUUGUAGUCGUAUGGGUGCUCUGUUCGGUUGCGCAUAUUUGAUAUUUUUUCCUAGGACCGCCCUCGCAGUUUCUUGUAGAUACCUUCUUUCGUUGAUAGACAUGUCGGCCUAACACCAACGGGUGGUUAUGGCCGGAGAGAUCGAGAAUAUAUGAUUUAUUAAA